Messenger RNA from Trichomycterus rosablanca, 1031 nucleotides. It is a transcript of the gene rsph9, whose product is annotated as radial spoke head component 9. The transcript is spliced from 5 exons. Lineage: Eukaryota; Metazoa; Chordata; Actinopteri; Siluriformes; Trichomycteridae. Gene Ontology annotation, biological process: motile cilium assembly; axoneme assembly; cilium movement involved in cell motility. The record is from RefSeq and is a predicted model, not a curated record. Bases 86 to 919 code for a protein of 277 amino acids. Gene Ontology annotation, cellular component: radial spoke; axoneme.
AAGCAAACUGUUAAGGCUAGUGCGCCAACCCGUGUCUGUGCAGCACUUAGGUAAAUAAAACUCCUGAACAAAUAAGGUAGUUGUGAUGGAUUUAAACCAUUUUUCCUAUUCACUGGAUUUAAUUUGUGGGAAAGGACAGACUCUGAGUGCUGAACACAGAGCAGCUCUGCACACCUCACUGAUUAUUCUGAAGAGAAACUACAAGUUUAGCCGGGUUCUGUUCUGGGGAAAGAUCUUCGGGAUUAAAAAUGAUUAUUUUAUAGCGCAGGGGGUUGGAGAUGAUGAACUAAACGACAAGAAAUAUUUAUACAGUUUUAACUGCAUGGAUUGGCAUUUACUUCCUCCUGCCAGCGAUGCUCUAAUAGCAGAGGUGUCUGUGGCUGCCAAAGGGCAUUUCACUGGUGACCCAUCACACGAAUAUGAGCACACAGAGAUCCAACAUCAGAGCCAAGAACAUCAUGCAGCGGAGGAGGAGGUUACGGUGAAAGUGAAUGAAGAGAAGAGGUUGGCCGUGACCGUGUACAAUAUUGAUAGAGAGGUGGCUGUUGUACCACGUGGCGCAUACAUUAAGAGCCCUCAUGGCUCAGUACAGACUAACCGCAGCUUUGAGGGCCUGAACCCCUCAGAUGCAGCAAAGUUGAGCAGCUACCUACAUUUUUCUGAGGCCAGGAACCUGAAGAAGAAAUCAAUCUUAGACUUGGCUAAUCUAAACCCUUCUAGUGAUUUCCUGGAUCCUUUAAGUGAGGACAUACCCAAAGGAUCCUGGAGUCUACAAUUUGAGCAAGGCAAAAGAGUAUGUGUGAUUCGAAGUCUCCUCUGGCUUGGUCUGACCUUCUUCCACAUGCCCAUGAGCCCUCAGCAUGGAUACAUCUAUAUUGGACAUGGCAACAAGAACCUGGACUUGCCUUUUAUGCUGUAGGGAGACUACAAAAACACCCUGAUUCAAUUAAGAGAUGCUGUAAAUGCUGAAAAGUCAGUGUCCUUAUUUUUCUUACUAGCAUACAAAUAAAACAGCAAGUUUAAGGACUCAA